Euleptes europaea (tarantolino) is the source of this 1235-nucleotide messenger RNA. It is a transcript of the gene PSMD4, whose product is annotated as proteasome 26S subunit ubiquitin receptor, non-ATPase 4. The transcript has 10 exons. Gene Ontology annotation, molecular function: polyubiquitin modification-dependent protein binding. NCBI's taxonomy places the organism in Eukaryota, Metazoa, Chordata, Lepidosauria, Squamata, Sphaerodactylidae. Bases 16 to 1146 code for a protein of 376 amino acids. The record is from RefSeq and is a predicted model, not a curated record. Gene Ontology annotation, cellular component: cytosol; nucleus; proteasome regulatory particle, base subcomplex. Gene Ontology annotation, biological process: proteasome-mediated ubiquitin-dependent protein catabolic process.
CUGAGGAGGGGCAAGAUGGUGCUGGAGAGCACCAUGGUCUGCGUCGACAACAGCGAGUACAUGAGGAACGGGGACUUCUUGCCAACUCGCCUGCAAGCCCAGCAAGAUGCCGUCAACAUCGUCUGUCAUUCGAAGACCCGGAGCAACCCCGAGAACAACGUGGGCCUUAUCACUUUAGCCAAUAACUGCGAGGUGUUGACCACGCUGACCCCCGACACGGGCCGCAUCCUAUCCAAGCUGCACUCGGUGCAGCCCAAAGGGAAGAUCACCUUCUGCACGGGGAUCCGAGUGGCCCAUCUGGCAUUGAAGCACCGUCAGGGCAAGAACCACAAGAUGCGCAUCAUCGCCUUUGUGGGGAGUCCCGUGGAGGACAACGAGAAAGAUCUGGUGAAACUGGCCAAGCGCCUGAAGAAGGAGAAGGUCAACGUGGACAUCAUCAACUUUGGCGAGGAGGAAGCCAACACAGAUAAGCUGACAGCCUUCAUCAACACCCUGAACGGCAAGGAUGGCACCGGUUCCCACCUAGUGACCGUGCCCCCGGGCCCCAGCCUGGCCGACGCGCUCAUCAGCUCUCCCAUCCUGGCCGGGGAAGGGGGAGCCAUGCUAGGCCUGGGGGCCAGUGACUUUGAGUUCGGCGUGGACCCCAGCGCUGACCCGGAGCUGGCUCUGGCACUCCGCGUCUCCAUGGAGGAGCAGCGGCAGAGGCAAGAGGAGGAGGCCCGGCGGGCCGCAGCAGCAUCUGCCGCAGAAGCCGGCAUUCCAGCCACUGGUGGGGAUGAGUCAGACGACGCCCUCCUCAAGAUGACUAUUGGCCAGCAGGAGUUUGGCAGGGCCGGCCUGCCCGACCUCAGCACCAUGACCGAAGAGGAGCAGAUCGCGUAUGCCAUGCAGAUGUCUUUGCAAGGGGCCGAGUUUGGGCAGGGCGAGUCGGCCGAAGUGGACAGCAGUGCGGAGAUGGACACGUCAGAGCCCACCAAGGAAGAAGACGACUACGAUGUGAUGCAGGACCCGGAGUUCCUGCAGAGCGUGCUGGAGAACCUGCCGGGCGUUGACCCCAACAACGAGGCCAUCCGCAACGCCAUGGGCUCCCUGGCCUCCCAGGCCUCCAAGGAGAACAAAGACAAGAGCGAGGAGGAGAAGAAAUGAUGCCACCCGGGCUUCCCUGGCACACGGCCGGGAGCCCCUCCGCUCUGCAUGCCCGGGUUGCAUAGCCAAGGACCCGCGGUCUCUGUAAU